Molecule: messenger RNA, 2313 nt
Organism: Clupea harengus (Atlantic herring)
Lineage: Eukaryota; Metazoa; Chordata; Actinopteri; Clupeiformes; Clupeidae
Source: RefSeq, a predicted model, not a curated record
CGACCCAAAGGUAUCAUUGAGAUGUUCCAUCAUACACCCCCACUCACAUAACUGUGUGUUUGAAAUCUGGUGGUGCGUGUGCAAACCUGCUCAAACUAUGCAAUCACCACCCACUCUCCCUUUCUUGUCUUCACUUGCAAACAGUUCUCUGCCUGCCCAAAAACUAUCCAGACAAUUGAGUUUUUUGGAAAUUUGAUUCCUUACAAAAGCAAAAAAUGUACUGAGGAAAUGUACUGUUUAAUUUUUGGAGCUCUGACAUUUAAAACUACAUUUACUAUUGUAUUACACACAACUACAGUCAAACAUGUUCAAGAAUGUAAGGGUUAUGGACUACACAUGUAAUGGUAAUGGUAGUUAUGGACUGCACACCUAAAAUGACCCACUGUGACAUACAGAUAGGACUCUUGCUGUUAGCAAGCCAGAUGACACACAGGUUUGAUGAUCUUCAUUUUGUUGCAACUGAGCUCUUACCACAACAAAAUAACGUGGUCUGAUUGCCCUACACACUGAUAUAAUGGGCACGCCAAUAUGCUGUUGUGUUUAUGAGAUGUGGAUACACUGCCCAAUUCCUAGAGGGCAUUUCUGGUCCCUUAAGAGCAAGGCUUUUUUUAAAGAGGCAUGCUGCUUUGCUGUCCCUAAGGCCAACCCUCUCAGGGAUAUAAAAACACAAGACAUGUCAUAAUAAACCUUUUUGGCUCAAACUCAUAGAGCAAAAAAGGUUUGCUAUUGGCAAUGUGAAAAAUGGUUGUAAAUGUUGUAACAAAAUAAGUAACUAAGGUCUUUUUCUCUCUCUCGCUCCUUUUAUUCGUUGUGCUAUGAACAUCUGUGAAGAAAUGGAGACUUUCAGCUCCAAGAACAUGGCCAUGAAGGCCCAGAAAAAGAUCCUAAGUCAAAUGGCCAGUAAGUCAAUGGCGCAGAUGUUCAUCGAUGACACCAGCAGCGAGAUCCUAGAUGAGCUCUACCGCGUCUCAAAGGAGUACAGCGGGAACAAGACAGAGGCUCAGAAGGUCAUCAAGGACCUCGUCAAGAUUGCCGUGAAGAUUGGCGUACUCUUCCACCAUAACCGUUUCACUCCAGAGGAACUAGCCCUAGCCCAGAACUUCAAGAAGAAGCUGCAACAAGGUGCCAUGACUGCUAUAAGCUUCCAUGAGGUGGAGUUCACCUUUGAGAAAUCUGUGAUUUCAGAGAUCCUCAUUAAGUGCCGGGACCUGCUUCUGAAGCUUGUGGAAAAACACCUCACGCCAAAGUCGCACGGGCGCAUCAACCACGUCUUCAACCAUUACUCUGACACUGAGCUGCUGACACAACUCUACAAUCCUGACGGCCCUUUCAAAACCCGCCUCACAAACAUCUGCAAGGGCCUAAACAAAAUGUUGGAAGACGGCACGUUAUGAGAAUGCCAGAUCACAGAAAGACUCUUCUUAUGCAGUGUUUUUACAGGCAACAGCUGUGCACUGAAACAGGCCACGUUGCAGGAAGACAAAACAUCCUUGCUCAGAUGACCACCUAUGACAACAGAGCCUAGUCUGUGUAUGUGUAUUGGCUUUGGUGUAAAGUAAUGUAUGUACAUAUAUACAUAUUCAAUAAUCAAAUCUAACUACUGAAAUAACUGUCAGAAAAAAGGUCCCCAUUGGAAGAUAAACCUUUUAAGCUGAGGUUUUAAACUAUAUAAAUCUCUGUUGUUUGUUUGCUUGGUCUUCGUACACACUGGAAUCUCCGUCCUCCACUUACCACAUGGAGGCUAUUUACAAUUAGCUUUCGAAAUAGAAAGAAUUCUUGCGGCCCAUUCUAAAUAUAUAUAUGAGCUCCUUACUGUAAUUAUAUAAGUGACAACUGACAUUAUGAAAUCAAAGACAAAAUAUAUGAAAUACAAAAUUACCAGUUACAUUCACACAGACAUGAUUGGAACUGGAAAACAUGUAAUCGGUAUGAACCUACACUGCCAUCUAGUGCUAGGCGUUAACACUGCAUAGCCUCUCAGAACUGAGUCCAGCCUUCCAUGUUAAUCCACACCUUCAAACUGUCAUGUCCUCUAAGAAUCCACAAAUGUUGCCGCUUUCCUUCAGAACAAUAGCUCCUGACAUGACACUGGCAAACAGUCCACUUGCAAUGUCAAGGUCACUACUUCCAAUACAACAUUUUAAACUGAACUCACUGUAACUUGGUUCUCCUGAAACAAAAUGGGUCUACAACACAGAACUGUUGAACAGCACUGUCAGCAAACCUAUAAACAAAUGGAAAUGAAUUGAGGAUGAACAUUUGACCUAGUAGUACACAUAAAACUUUGAAAUAAAUUAUCAAUGUUUCUCCAUU